AUGGUCUGUAAAGUAGCACCGAGGGACCUCACUCCCACGCACAGAAAUGUCAACAAUGAAAAUCAGGACCAGAAUUUGGGAGUUGCAGACUACGAGACGGCUUUGGACUUAGCCGGUUACGGGCGGUUCAGCAGAAGUGUCCUGGGCGCAUGCGCCUGCGCAUUCUUCACCACUGGGGUCCAGAACUGCGUGAUGUCGUACGUGCUGCCAGCUGCGAGGUGUGAACUGCAGCUGACUACGUACCAAGCGGGCCUGGUCAACAUGGCCUUCAUGAGCGGUGGCGUGGCGAGCGCUUUCUUCUGGGGCAUCGUGGCGGACGUGUUUGGACGCCGCAAUGUUCUCAGCCUGACUCUCCUCAUAGACUCAGCGAUUCUCCUAGCCCAGAGUACGGUUUCCGACUACAGGAUUUUGCUCGCCGCGAGGACUAUUAAUGGAUUUCUGAUUGGUGGACCCUCGACGAUCGUGUUCACCUAUUUAUCAGACCUUGUUGGCGUGAAGAGACGUCAGCUGUACCUUAAUAUCACUGGGAUGAGCUUCGUGGCGGCGUGGCUUAUUCUACCAGCUGUCGCUUGGCUGGUGAUACCUUUCAAGAUAGAGAACUACCAGUCGCUGCUGCCCAUUCAGUCCUGGCGACUGUACCUGGCGCUUGGCAGCAUACCUGGUUUCCUAGCCGGGGUGUGGGUCCUCUUCCUGCCCGAAAGCCCCAGACUUCUUUGCGACACCAACAGGAGCGAGAAGGCGCUAAAUCUCUUGGCCAAAAUCCAUAAGAGCAAUGUGGGUUCGGCCGGCGAAUUUAAGAUAAAGAAGUUAAUAGUGGACAACCUUUUCGUGGCGAAAACUUUGAACGGCGAUGAGAACAGAACGAAAGCCCUAUUUAUUGGCGUCCUGAAAGAUCUUAAGACGUUCGUUUCGAAGAGUUACGCCUGGAAGUCCACCUUGAUACUGUUUGUGUUCUUCGCCAAUAUGGCCGCUGGCUUCGGCCUUAAUCUUUGGAUACCGGAGUUACUCCUUCGGAUGCAGGGGAAGGAAUGCACGAACCGUAUCUCAAAUAUCCCCGAAAGCGCCAAGCUGUUCAAUUCAAGCAACAUAGAGUGGAAGGAACUAACCAAGAGCCGUGAUGCUUACCGAACAGUCUACGAACGGUUCAACGGUACCCUGUUUGAAGUGGUCGGCUCUGGAAGGGGAGGCAGCAGAUGUGAAGAGAACAUUGACAGUGCUGUCUUCACUUCCGGCCUUAUAGUCGGCGCGUGCUGUGUGCUUGGCAACGCGGCGUGCGCGCUCCUCAGCGGGAGGGGAGGGGCCCGGGGGGUGCAGCGCGCGGCGGCCGCGUGCGCGCUGGCAUGCGCCCUGGCAUGCGCAUGUCUGGCGGCAAGCGCAUGUUCGUGCGCCACGUCCAGCAAGGUGGCGGUGGCAGCGGCGGCCGCUUUGAACGCUGCCUCCCUGAAUGGCAACGUGCUGCUGAUCAGGCUACUGCUGCACGCGCUGCCGGCCAAACUGAGCGGUCUGGGCGUUUGCUGGGGUGCCUGGUGGGGGCGGGCUGGUGGUGUCGUCUCAAAUCUGGCAGUCGGAGUGCUCCUCGAUUAUUCCUGUCCCGCACCGUUUAUUUCGGUAGCAGCUCUACUCACUAUUUCAAUCGGUGCCAUAAUGAUGAUCAAGCUGGAUGCGAACGAAGAAUCCGACACGGAGAGGGCCGAGCAGGAUAUGGAGAAGAGUUCCGGGUUCGAUCGCUACAUCUCGACUCACAUG
Messenger RNA from Iphiclides podalirius (scarce swallowtail), 1746 nucleotides. The record is from the annotation of a GenBank genome assembly. Lineage: Eukaryota; Metazoa; Arthropoda; Insecta; Lepidoptera; Papilionidae.